Molecule: messenger RNA, 1636 nt
Organism: Habropoda laboriosa
Lineage: Eukaryota; Metazoa; Arthropoda; Insecta; Hymenoptera; Apidae
Product: glucosylceramidase-like
Exons: 7
Coding region: 14-1558 (514 amino acids)
Biological process (GO): glucosylceramide catabolic process
Molecular function (GO): glucosylceramidase activity
Source: RefSeq, a predicted model, not a curated record
CCUAUUUUCAACAAUGAACAUGGGGCAUAUGUGGAAGACCAUUUUCGCGAUAGCCUUCUUCUUCGGCAAAGGUAUCGCAAACGAGUGCGAACCGUACCGCGUGGACGACGUGGUAAUCGCGUGUGUCUGCAAUUCCACGUAUUGCGAUGGUCCAUCGGACGACGAACCGAAAGUCCCAAAGGAGGGUAGCUCUUUUUGGUACGUGACGAAUAAGAAUGGACUCAGAAUGCACAAGUCAGAGGUGAACUUUGGCAGCUGCGACGGCUCUCCCGCCGAUGCAACCAUCACCGUAGAUAGUAGCAAGCAGUACCAAACGAUUUUAGGUUUCGGUGGUGGUUUUACCGACUCCUUUGGCAUCGAUUUAAGUAAACUCAGUCCAGCCGCUCAGGAACAACUAAUUCGAGCGUACUACGAUCCGAAAAAAGGAAGCGGAUACACGUUGGGCCGUAUACCCUGUGCUAGUACCGAUUUUUCGACCAGAUUUUACACCUACGACGAUGUUGUCAACGACACUUCUCUGAAACACUUUGCACUCGCGGAAGAUGAUUACAAGUAUAAGAUGCCGUACGCAAGGAAAGCUCUCGAGUUGAACAAGGAAACGCUAUUCUUCAGCGCCGCGUGGACUCCUCCGGCAUGGAUGAAAACGAACAAUAAAAUCAGUGGAAAGGGUUACUUGAAAAAAGAACACUACCAAACCUAUGCUAAUUACCUGGUCAAGUUCAUGGACGAAUACAAAAAGCAUGGUAUCGAUAUGUGGGCCAUUUCGACAGGUAACGAGCCGCUAAACGCAUUUGCAUUUAAUUUACCUCUCAUCAGUAUGGGAUGGACGCCUAAAAUGAUGGCUGACUGGAUUGCAAACUACUUGGGUCCGACCCUAUCUUCGUCGGCACACAAUAAAACGAUGGUAUUAGCCUUUGACGACAACAGACAUGUAUUACCCUGGUUCGUCGAACCAACGCUUGAGAAUCGAGCUUCGUCCAAGUACGUUGUUGGCACAGCUGUUCAUUGGUACCAAGAUUUCCUUGCUCCUGCCUAUCUACUGGACCGAACGCACAACGAGUUCCCGGACAAAAUUAUUAUAAUGACCGAAGCAUCCAUAAUAGAUCCAGUAUGGAACACUUCUAAGGUCAAAGAUGAGUCGUGGAGUCGGGGAGAAAAAUAUAUCUUGAGUAUAAUAGAGUACAUGAAUCAUUGGGCGGUUGGAUGGGUAGACUGGAAUUUAGCUCUGGACGUAUCCGGUGGGCCAACCUGGCAGAAAGAUUAUCUCGAUUCUGCCAUCGUUAUAAACGCGGACGAGGAUGUAUUUUAUAAGCAACCUAUGUACUAUGCAAUCCAUCACAUCAGUAGAUUCGUCGGUAGAGGUUCAGCGAGAAUUUCUGUUACCGGUGAUACCUCAGCAGUGGAGUCUACAGCUUUCCUCACGCCAUCGGGGGAAGUGGUUGUUGUACUGUAUAACAAGGACACCGUACCCAAGCACGUGAUUCUGAACGAUUUGCAAAAUGGUCCGCUUUGCUUCGAGUUAUCUCCCCUAUCGAUGAAUACUUUGAAAUAUAAAUAACCAGAUUCCCUUCUCUACUAUACUAAAUCUCAUAAGUAAGCCAAAAUUGUAAAAAAAUUGAAAAUAAAAUAACAAUUC